UUGCAAAAUUUUUUAGAAGUAAACAAGGCCCAGGCCUAACCAGCACCCGCCGGAGAUGCGAGAACUCACCUCGCUGUCGAGCUGGUGAGCGUGAGCCCCGCCGAGUCACAGGUCGCGCGCAAACACCCACCGCCCUCGUCUCUAUUCAUUGAGGUCGUCAGGCUCGGCGGGCAACACGCCAACACGCCAGGCAACACAGAGCAGCGACGCAGCGUAGAGCUGGGCAGACGGCAGAGCCCCGAGCCGAGCAGUUGGUUUGGUGGUGCGCCUUUACUGCCGCCCAGCCCGACCCGGGUUUAAUUGCCGGUCCGCCUGCCUCGCCCUCGCGCUCGCCUCCUUCGGAUGCCGCUCUACCGCGCGCGCCAGCCGCACUGACCGACCGGCUGGCCGAGCGACCAAGUCAGGCGGCUCAGCUACGCUACGCACGCACGCGCCACGGCCCGCGGCGACGCGAUGGGCGAGCGGAGGAGGCGCGCGAGCGCUGCUUCCUUCGGUGGCGGCGGUGGCGGUGGCGGCGGUGGUAGUGUGGUGCCCGCGCGUGCCGAGGAGGGCAAGGCCGCGGCGCCAGGGAAGGCGCCGCCUCCGACAGUGUGGUUCGCGCUCAAGCGGUCGCUGCACUGCCGCUCCGAGCCGUCGGAGGUCCACGUGCCGCGCGCCAAGGCCGCCGGACCCGUCGCCGCCGGAGGCGCGGCCGUCGGCGGCGGCGGCCACCUGUCGUCGAUUGUCACCACCAAGCGCGCCACGCGGUCGGGGUGCUCGCGCUCCAUCGCCAACCUCCGCGACGUGAUCCACGGGAGCAAGCGCCACCCGGGGCAGCCGCCCAGCAGCUGCAGCCCGCGGUCGAUCGGCAGCAGCGAGUUCCUCAACCCCAUCGCGCACGAGGUCGUGCUCAGCACCAACUCCCGCUGCGAGCUCAAGAUCACCGGCUUCGGCGCCGGCUGCGGGGGGCUGGCGGCCGUCGGGGUCGGAGGCGGGACCGGCGCCGGCGCAGGCGCAGGCGGCGCGCACGACGCGGAUUCCGGCGGCGUCGUGUCGUCGUUCGUCGGCACGCUCCGCCCCGGCACGCCGGGCCCCGCGUGGGCCGGAGCCGGAGGACACGGCCUGCCGUACAGCGGCUCCGUGCGGGGCGGCGGCGGCGUGCGCUGCACGCCGCCGAGGUCCCCGAACGUGCUGCUCGAGAGGAACGGCUCCGUGGUGAACGGGAACGGACACCGCGUCUCCUGCGACGAAACCGGCACCAAGCACGGCGCCGGCAAGGGCUCCGGCGGGCUCAGCUGCCACAGGUGCGGCGAGCAGUUCAGCAAGUGGGAGGCGCUGGAGGCGCACCACCUCUCCAAGCAUGCAGUGACGGAGCUGUUGGAAGGAGACUCGUCGCGGAAGAUCGUGGAGAUCAUCUGCCGGACGAGCCUGCUCAAGUCGGAGAGCAGCUGCGUCCGGAUCGAGCGGGUGUUCAAGGUGCACAACACGCAGCGGACGCUGUCCCGCUUCGAGGAGUACCGCGAGGCCGUGAAGCUCAAGGCGAGCAAGCUGCCCAAGAAGCACCCGCGCUGCCUCGCCGACGGCAACGAGCUGCUGCGCUUCCACGGCGCCACGCUCUCGUGCGCGCUCGGCGGUGCCGGCUCCGGCAACUCCAGCCUCUGCGCCUCCGACAAGUGCGCCGUGUGCCGCAUCAUCCGGCACGGCUUCUCCGCCAAGAAGGAAGGCAAGGCCGGCGUGGGCGUGUUCACCACGUCCACCAGCGGCCGCGCGUUCGAGUCCAUCGAGGCGGCCCCCGGCCCCGGCGCCGGGGACGACGGAGCGGACCAGCUGCAGCUGGGCACCACGACCACGCGUAAGGCGCUGCUGGUGUGCAGGGUCAUCGCCGGGCGCGUGCACAAGCCGCUGGACAACCUCAAGGAGUUCGUGGGGCAGACGGGCUUCGACUCGCUCGCCGGCAAGGUCGGCCCUUACUCCAACAUCGAGGAGCUGUACCUGCUGAACCCGAGGGCGCUGCUCCCGUGCUUCGUGGUCAUCUGCAAACCGUAGCCUACUGUACUAGUACUAGCUAAACACACCAUCUCAUUGUUAGUACCAGUAAUUAACCAUUCUUUUCUCCUUUCACCCUCUGUCUCUCUCUCCGUCGUGCGUUUCGAUUGCUACUCUGUUGUCUGAGCUACUACUAGUGUAACACAGCAUAGCUAUCGGAUGGGUUUGGGUCGGAUGUAUUUGUCCA
Sorghum bicolor (sorghum) is the source of this 2212-nucleotide messenger RNA. RefSeq lists its product as uncharacterized. The coding region runs from base 454 to 2025 and encodes 523 amino acids. Lineage: Eukaryota; Viridiplantae; Streptophyta; Magnoliopsida; Poales; Poaceae. The record is from RefSeq and is a predicted model, not a curated record. The transcript has 2 exons.